AUGACAAACAGUGCCAUCGCCUUGCCUCCAACUCGAAUAAAUCGUCGUCGAUCGACAAAAGCUCUUCAUGAUUUCUUCAGCCGUCCGUUCACUCAAAGAAGAUCGCAGUCGAUUGCCGGUGUUCGGGUCUCACCACGAAUCAGUGUGGCGCCCAGCUGCAUUGGAUCAAAACACGGAGUCAACAUGUCGAACACCAUUGAAAUCUCCAUCACAAUACAUGAUUUCGCGACGACUGAAACUGCCAAAGAAAUAAUUUGUGAACUUUACGAAAACGAAACAGAAUCUGAAGAAAAUUGGAGUAAAGUUGGAACAAGCUCUCCAGUUCGUUUUUCUCGAAAUAUUGUUUUCCCGGAGAAGUUCAGUUAUCAGUAUGUAUUCGAAAAGACUCAAUUGGUCAAAGCAGUAUUCUCUCGGUGUUAUGAUCGGAAUAAACCGUCGAGUUCAAGCAGUGAUAUUCUCGCGACAUCUAUCUUCAAAGUGGAUGAACUGAUCGGAUCUUUCGGAUUACAACUUCGUCGACAACUUCAGAAAACUGGAAAUAUUGCAACAGCAUUGUCUGGAACUCUACGACAAUCUGAUGAAUAUUUGGGAGGAAUAAUUGUAUCAGCUGAAAUGCCUGAAAAAGAACAACCAAUUGUUGUUCAAUUCCAUGGAAAAUCAUUGGAUCGUAAAGACUUUUUGUGGGAUGAAACUGCUGUUUUCUUCAGAGUGUUCCGUUUAGAAGAAGGAAAAGACGAUGACUCGUUGGUUUUCCUCUAUGAAAGUGAAGCUCUGAAGAAUCAUUCUCAUCCUCAAUGGGCAGAAUUUCGUUUGGAUACUCAAGACGCAGCAGACAACAGAAAUCGACUUUUAGAAAUUUGGGUAAUGUAUAAAGAUGUCGAUGGGAAGGAGGGAUAUAUUGGAAAGUUUCUGACGACAUAUGCAAAAAUGAAAUAUGGACCAGGAUCUGAUAAUGUUUAUAGUGUCAUCAAUGAUGUGAAGAAAGCACAGAAAAAGAGUUACGAGAACAGUGGAAAAAUGGAACUUGUCAAAUUCACAGACGUCUCUUUUUACUCUUUUCUGGAUUAUAUUGUCAGUGGAACUCAACUUCAUUUCGAAAUUGGAGUUGACUUCUCUACUCCAGAACCAGUUCAUGAGUUGGAUCAAAGAAGAUUUGACGGGGAAUUACAUAUGGCAAUUAGAGCAAUUGGAUCUAUUAUCAGAGAUUAUACACCGAAUCGUCUUUUUGCUGCUUUUGGAAUAGGAGCCAAAAUCCCACCAACUUUUCAUGAAUCUAAUGAAUUCUUUUUGAAUUUUUCAAUGGAUCCGAUUUGUCGUGGAUUGGAUGGUGUGAUGGAAGCAUAUCGGAAGACUCAAUCCAUGGUGACUCCAUUGAAAGAAUCUAAACUGUCUCCUGUGAUAAAUUAUGUAACGAGAAUGUCACAUCGAUCAGGAUUCCGUGGACUUCAUUAUCACGUGCUUGCAUUAUUUACAAGAGGAGAAGUCACUGACUUAAAAGAAAUUCAACAAGCAUUGAACUCUGCAUCAGAUGCUCCAUUAUCUAUUCUGAUCAUCGGAAUGGGUGAUUUUGACUUCACUCCUUUGCAAAAACUCUGCUCAAAACGAAAGGAUGGUCGACGAGAUGUUGUUCAAUUUAUUCAUUUGAAAUCUUUGCUCAACGGAGCAGAAGCUCCUUGGCUCAAUAAGUCAAGAAUAGCUGAAACCGCGCUCCGCAAUGUUCCUCAUCACAUGGUCCAGUAUAUGCAUAAUGCGAACAUUGCUGCGAAACCACCUAUUCAGGUUUGUCGAUCUCCACUAUUCCACAGUUCCUCUUUGAUUCCUGAUAAACCAACUGAAUUCGAUUUUGAAUUAACAAAAGACAAUCGACACGUUGGAAUUGAAAUUCCAAGUUUGAUGCCCAAUUUGAUUCUUCCUCCGGAUCUUUCACCUCGUCCAAGACAAGAUAGAAGAGGAAGUGAUACUCAAUAUCUUGAUAUUGAAACAAUGCGUGGAAGUCUAACAGUCAGAGUCCCAGAAAGAUGUCAUUCGGUGCUUCAAACUAGUAGAGAACAAUAUCAAAGACGACUAAAAGAGAGAGGAUUGGCACGGAUGAAAUUCCCGCGUGUUGAAUUGAGUACAUUGGAAUCAAGUGGUGGAUCUACACAAGACUCUUCUCUAUAG
Molecule: messenger RNA, 2160 nt
Organism: Caenorhabditis remanei
Lineage: Eukaryota; Metazoa; Nematoda; Chromadorea; Rhabditida; Rhabditidae
Exons: 12
Coding region: 1-2160 (719 amino acids)
Biological process (GO): cellular response to calcium ion
Cellular component (GO): plasma membrane
Molecular function (GO): calcium-dependent phospholipid binding
Source: RefSeq, a predicted model, not a curated record